UGAUUGAUUUGACAGUCCCAGGUGGCUGCGAUUCGCCCUGCGUCCAUGCUGUUACUCUACCGCAUCGUGCGCGUGCGGGCUGGCGGGUGGCCUACUCGCUCGAGAGCGGCAGGUGGCCGGCACGGAGGACCUGGCGGACGUGCGCUCCAUCAAGCUGCGUGUCAUCGGCAGGGAGAUGAGCCUCCAGCGCCUGUGCGUGUACGUGCCCAACCUCACCGAGCUCAACCUGGACGGUAGCAGCAUCGGCUCGCUCAGGGAGCUGGGCUGCGGACUGUCCGGCCUGAGGGUGCUCCGGGUAACGCGCUGCAGCCUGGACUCGCUGGACGGCACCUUCGGGCUGUCCUCUCUCGCCGAGCUCUACGCUGCCUUCAACCGCGUCCAGGACAUCGGCUACCUGGCCUGCCUGCCCAACAUCGAGCACAUCGACCUGCGGGGGAACCGGGUCAACGACAUACGAUACGCGGGGUUCCUCACGGUGUGCCCGCUGCUGAGGGACUUGGUUCUGGCUGAGAACCCCUGCGCGACGAGGACCGGCUACCGCGCCACCAUUCGCGAGAUGCUGCCCGGGCUGGCCACCCUGGACGGCGUGCCGUUGGGCUGCUACGACCAGGACGAUGACACGGACACCGCCACGGAGGCUGGCGAGGGGGACGACAGCGAGGGGAAGGAUCCGGAGGACGCCGACGGCGCGGAGGUCGAGGACGGUGCAGAGGGUGAGGCCGAGGACGCGGAGGGCAACUCUUCCGACUCUGCCAAACAGCUGGGUGAGGCCGCGUCGGAGACCGAGGAGUCCACGGCCUCCACGAGCAGCGCCAGCAGCAGAGGAGGGCCGGUGGAGGCCUCGCAACUGUGGGCCAGAGCCCAGAGGAACGCGGAGAAGGAAGUCGCGCAGUGGACGGCGAGGGGCCGGUCCCUGCUCACCCCGCGGCCCGCCACCGCGUCGUGCGCCACCCCCCGCCGCCCCCACAGCGCGCAGCACGGCCCCCGAGGCCGGCACUCGCCCUGGGCCGCGCGCCCCUCCACGGCCGUCAGCGCCGCGCCGACCGAGCCCGACGCGUCUGCCCCGGGCCCGGGCGACACGGACGCACCCAGCCCGCUCACGUCGGGCGGCGUGGUUUGCGGGAACCUGUCCCUCGCACUCAGGAAGGCGCGCAGGAGGAAGGAGGCAUGGGGACAGCUGCAGGUGCUCCAGGGCGCAGCGCCGCAGGCCCGCCGCGGCAGCAGCAGCAGCAGCGGCAGCGGCAGCGGCGGCUUCGGCAGCUGCAGCAGCCUUAGCUCCUCGCUGUCGGCCGGCGAGUCCACCCCGGUGGAGGUAUUCGGGAGCGCGGGGGCGUCCGCGGGGGCGUCCGCGGGGGCGUCCGCGGGGGCGUCCGCUACCCCAACAGAGACGCAGGACUGCCGCUCUCUGCUCGCCGCGAGCCGCAGGUGGAGGGACGCCUAUCAUCACUACAGGGCCGACAACAGGUCCAAGUGGGAAGGGGAGCAAGACAGCAACGACAAUGAUGACACCUCAGAUGGCAAACAUUGACCAACUAGUAACCGACAAAGUGAGUGCUACAGGAAUUGGGACAGUGUUGUAUCCUGGCGCACCAUGGCUUGAAUUGUACAUGUUUGUAAAAAAAAGGUAGAAAAUGUUAAUAGAAUCUGUAUUAAAGCUGCCACAAAAGAUUA
This is a messenger RNA of Frankliniella occidentalis (western flower thrips), 1671 nucleotides long. Its product is annotated as leucine-rich repeat-containing protein 46. The transcript has 8 exons. Lineage: Eukaryota; Metazoa; Arthropoda; Insecta; Thysanoptera; Thripidae. The coding region runs from base 176 to 1528 and encodes 450 amino acids. The record is from RefSeq and is a predicted model, not a curated record.